AGCUGCAGUUCCUGAAGAAGCGCGAGACAUCGUGCCCAACGGUGGGCGGCAAGGACUCCGGCAAGGCGGCGCACGGGGAGGAGGAGGCGGCGGUGACGGAGGCGGCGCUGCUGCGAGCGGCGCGCGACCCCGUCGUGGUGGAGGUGCUGCGCAGGGGCCGCCCGUCGCUGGCCCCACCGAGGCCACCGGGCGGACGCGCGCGCACGGACGCCAGCACGCAGACUGAGUUGCCAGCCUCGCCCAGCGGUCCGCGCAGCCCGGCCACGCCGCCCCUGCCCAACGUGCAUCCCCUGCUGCUGGCCCAGGGCCUCUGUGAGCUGCCAUCCGAAUACUUUGACUCAAGCGACUACCUUCCCAGCAUGCAGCAGGAUGCCCACCAUGCGGAGGGUCUGGAGUAUGAGGAGGUGGAUUUGCACCGGGGCUCAAGCCGGGAGCGGCUCGGCCUCACCGUGUGCUACCGCACGGAGGACGAGGACGACGCCGGCAUCUACGUGAGCCAGGUGAAUCCCAACAGCAUCGCGGCACGGGACGGGCGCAUCAGAGAGGGCGACAGGAUCCUACAGAUCAAUGGGCUGGACGUGCACGACCGGCGGCAGGCGGUGGCGCGCCUCACCCAGGAGGAGGGCACCGACGUGUCGCUGCUGCUGGCACGGCCCGACACGCAGCUUGAGGACGGCUGGGUGGAGGAAGAGCACCGAGCUGUGAUGGAGACCCUGAGGGUGGAGAUUCUGCAGGACGAGCGGAUGGAGCCCAUCGCCUACAUCGGCUCCAGUCUCAUCCAGGCGAGGGCGCUCCCGGACGACGACGCGGGCCUCACGGACUCGGUGUCGCACGGCCACGGCAAGGACAGCGGCCUGGGCCGCACGGACGAGAGCUCAGAGCACGACGGCGGCAUCAGCGUCAGCGCUGGGGGCGCCCCCCGGGGGACGGCGUGCGGCGUGGCCGACGUGCGGCGCGAGAUCGCGCUGCUGCACGAUGAGCUGCGGCGCUUCGAGAUGCGCGUCCAGAGCCACGGCGGCACCGCCGCCGCAGCCGCCACUGCGGCCGUCAACGUGGCUGCCACCGCGGCCGCCACCGCGGCCGCCACCGUAUCUCCGCGGACGGGGAAGCCGGCGGGAGUUCGCCGCCCGGCGGCCGCGAUCCUCGCCACGGCGCUCGCGGCUCAAACGACGCCGGAGCGACGACCCGAGCUCGGCCCGCGGCAAGUGCCGGGCGAUGCCGACCGGAGAGGGCGGCUGCGGCGUCAGCGACAACCAGCGCGGACGGGCGGCGCCCCCGUCCCGCUGCACGCGCGCCACUACCGCAGCUACAUGCAGCUGGUGCAGCAGAAGUCGGCGGUGGAAUACGCACAGAGCCAGCUGAGCCUGGCCAGCCUGUGCCAGUUCGAGCGCCGCGAGGCCGGCGCCGCACGGCCCCUGCCGCAGUCCGCGUCGGCGCCGGCCUCUCCGUACGAGUGGAAGGUGAGGGCGUGCGGUGGCGGCGCGGCAGGGCGCGGAGGGCCGGGCGGCGCCGACGGGCCGGGCGCGGAGGGCUCGCGAUGCCUGACGGCGCGCAGGCCGGUGCGGGACCGGCUGCUGCGGCAGCGUGCGCUGAGGAUCCGCGAGGAGCGCAGCGGCGUCACCACGGACGACGACGUGCUCAGCGAGAUGAAGACCGGGCGCUACUGGAGCAAGGAGCAGCGCAAGCAGCAGCUGGUGCGGGCACGCGAGCAGCGGCGGCGGCGCGAGUUCAUGCUGCGCUGCCGCCUCGACUGGCUCGGGGAGAAGGUGGCUCCGGCAGCGGACACGGCAGCAGCAGCAGCAGCAGCAGCAGCCACGGCGGCGGCCACGGCGGCCGCUGCGGGCGCCGGUGACGGAGUGCCAGCGGCCGCGCCUCCCUCGGACUUUGCUGGCCGCGCGCGUGAGCUGAGCAUCCUCGAGCUGAGUCACCGCAAAAUGAUGAAGAAGCGCAACAAAAAGAUUUUGGACAACUGGAUGACCAUCCAGGAGAUGCGCCCACGGGCAGAAGUCGCCCGACGGAAACGGCAAGGUGUACAACCCCCUGCUGUCGGUCACCACCGUGUGACGGGACCCGCGGUCGCCGCGCAUCCAACCGCUGGCGCCGGGGGAGGAGCGAACUGCCACGGCGUCGAGGGACGUUCAGCGUCGAGGCCUUGGACUGUCACGGAGCGCGCCGGCCAACGUGGCUCCACCGUCACGCGCUCCACCGUCAAGCGCUCCACCGUCACGUGCUGCCCAUCCAUCAGCGGAGGGAGGAUGGACGGCCACACGGACUCGUCGGCGACGAGGUGA
Molecule: messenger RNA, 2291 nt
Organism: Lethenteron reissneri (Far Eastern brook lamprey)
Lineage: Eukaryota; Metazoa; Chordata; Hyperoartia; Petromyzontiformes; Petromyzontidae
Product: PDZ domain-containing RING finger protein 4-like
Molecular function (GO): protein binding
Source: RefSeq, a predicted model, not a curated record